AUGCACGUAGACGAGGGAAAGUUUGAAGGAUGUCUUUCGUUCGACUUGAUUUCAGAGGGCCAAACCGAAGUAACCAAUGUGGUACCCGAUGAAAUCGAGUUUCUAAGGGCGAACUAUGAUGACAUUCACAUUGUGGAGCGCGAAGGAUUCCACCCAGUCGUCCUGCUUACCAUUGAUUCGUCAACGCAACCCACACGGCGUGUGGUGUUGGAAGUUAGCAUCGUUGGUGGAUACCCCUUCGUGGCACCGAGGGUCCGUAUUCUCUUUCCCCACCAAGCAGCAGUAGGUCUUGAUGGCGUACUAAGUGAGGCGGAGAUUGGACAACUCCAAACGGACAUCAGAGAUGCCAUAAGUCCUUGUCUUCUUGCCGGGGCUCCCUGCAUUAUGCAGAUCAUAUCAGUUGUGCAGCGAGUGAUAUCUACUGAGGAUAGCCACCCACAAACCCAAGCGACGGUGGAAAUUGAAAAUGCUAAGGCACCCGCGGGAGCGGAGGAAAGCGUGCUGAAACGUGACGUUGUUAAGCUCAGUGUACUGGCAUUGCAUUUACUUAACAAGUGUUGCCAUUUGAAAGACCCUGAAUCGAAGGAGGAAGCUAACAGUAAUUUUCAGUUACUCGUAAACUACUUGCUGAACGAUGCUAGACUCAUUCCAAAAGGUUUGCAGAAAUGCGUGACAUGGAAGUAUGAGUACGUCAAGCGAAUCUUUAGCGAUGCCAUUCAGGUGUGCAUCGAUGGAUCGGAUCCUCUGAUGAAGUGGAUGUGGUCACAUGAAGAGGGCACGUGCACGUUCCGGAGAGUGUCAGCGGGUCGGUACCGAAGCGAGUUUAUUGAGCAGUGCCUUCUGGGAUCUGGUGGGUUCGCUCCUGUAUACGUCUGUCGGAAGAAGGUUGAUGGUCGUCUGUAUGCUGUGAAGAAAAUAGCGAUAAGGAAAAAUGAGGCAGAGAAGGCCCUGCGCGAGGUUCAGAGUUUGGCCGCUCUCAGCCACAAACACAUCGUCCGGUACUACGAUGCAUGGAUCGAGCCGGGGUGCGACGAUGAGUUGUUGGACUACGUUCUCGACGGCGAUGAAGAGGUUGAGGACGAUUGUGUCGAUGGUGAUGGAUCUACCACUCACAGCUACGACUCAAACCGCCGGUCUACUAUCGGUGGUAGCAUUAGGGUCGGCGGCGCCUCCGACUAUGGUGAGGGUGGCGGGGAGACAACAAACACAACAUGCUACUCCUGCUCUUCCUCUGCGGAAGAUGAUGAUGGUGAGGAGAGCAACCUGUUGUAUGACUUACAGAGCCCAAUGCACUCCCACAAGGAGGAGGAAUUUUCUACACUUUACAUUCAAAUGGAAUUGUGUUCCAAACAUAGCCUGCGGCAUCUGAUCGAUCAGUGCGACAAAGAGGAAGGUAGUUUGCUUACUGCAGGGAACGGGGACAAGGUGGCAACGAAAAUAUUUCGUCAGUUGCUGACGGUCGUGUCUCACUUUCACAGGCAAGGCAUAGUCCACCGUGAUCUUAAGCCGGACAACAUCCUGUUCGAGAUGCAGAGCUCCGUGAGCAGCGAUGACGUUGGUACCAUUCGCGUGGCAGAUUUUGGGUUAGCGCGGACACUACACCGAUCGAUGAAGCAUAGCCCAAGUAAUGUGGAAUUGAAUGAUGUGCGACCACUGGAUGAACUUGAAGUGGGUCCUUCUCCGACAGGCAACCUGGGAUCCGUUGUUUACUGCGCACCGGAACAAGAGCGGGGUGAGAGUUAUGACUUCAGUGUGGAUGAAUACAGCUUGGGUAUGAUAGCGCUUGAGAUGUGGUUGGCUGUUGCCGGACAGGGAUUCAGGGAAAGGUUCAACAUAAUGACGGAUAUUAGUCGUGGAAAACCGAUUCCUCAAUGGUUUUACGCCUGGAAUCCGAGAAUGGCUGAGGUGAUUGCAAGUCUCCUGGAGCGGGAUCCGGGAAAACGGAGAACGUCGGAGGAAAUAUUAAAUAAGGCUGACCUUCCCGGCGAUCCCGCAGACGUGGUUGAAGCUCUAGAAACAAUAAAAAGACACGGUGAACGCUUUUCUGGUCGCGUACUUCACUGCGUGAAGCAGGCAUCAGUGAAACAGCACUGCAAACCCCCACCGCAGGUAAAGGAUGCCGUUAAGGCACUUACCCAUACAGUUACACUUGAUCUUAUCCAAGCAGUGAAUAUUAUAGGAAUGCUUCAUGGCGCUAUGCCCUUGGCAUCCGUUGACCCUUUGGUCCCCCUGAACACCCUCCUGAGCGAACAGGACGUAUCGUGUCUGAUCGACAUGAACUCCAAUGUGUGGGCGUUCCCUAACCAGCCGCAGCUUGCUACCGCAUACCACCUCACUCUACUCACAAAUCACCAUAUUGGAUCUUUCUAUCAUUUUCAUUACAGGUCCCGGCCGUAUGCCGUAUUCACCACUCCGUCGAGUGCCCCUGGAAUAGUUGAUGAAAUGUUCCUUGAUCCCCUGCUUUCGUUCUUCCACCUCCUGUCGGUGGCUGAAUUGAAGUCCAAACUGGAGAUUAUUGUAUCCCACGCUGAUUGGCUAGCUGCGACUCAUUCAAGAACAGUCGGUUCCGUUGAGUCGUUAGAUCACUUGGGUGACCUAUGUGAGUCCAUUGAACCGGGAAAAAGCAUUGGGCCCAUUCUUGAUAAAGUUGACAGCACUCUCUCUGAUGGCAACCACAUCGUCUCUUCGCAUGACCGGUUAGAAGCAUUGAAGACUUUUACCUUGAGGAUAACGGAGGCCCUGCAGUUAUUUGGGAAACAGGUGGCAUCGAACGUUCGUGUUUGCAUCGACCCAAGGCUGAAGCCCGCCGAAACGUCCGUUGAUAGGUCGUUCAUUGACUACGGGGUUUUCUUCGAGUGCCGUACGCAUGAGAGGGGCCACGCCAUCGCCUUUUGCUGCGGUGUUGAAAAUUUUACAAGUAAAUGUGGGGCCCGAAAUGCCGACGUGCAAGCCGUCUGCUUGAGUGUUGAUCUUUUCGCACUUGGUGAGGUGUGUGAACAUGUUCGGUUCCCACAAACAGAUGGACUGCUUCUCAGCGGCGUUGCGGUUCGGCCUCAGGACGUUUACUCGCCAGGUCAGAAGUAUUCCGCUCUUACUGUCUCUGCAAAUCUGUGGCUGGAUAAUAUACGUGCAUGUUUUCGCAUCGACCAAGAUGUACGCGGGUUCCGGAAGGCUAUGAAGGCAAGGGGAAUACAAACCCUUUUUCAAGUUGGAAGUCAGUCAGCGUCUAUAUCGUUGUUCCACGAGACAAAAAUGAACAUUCAGUCCGUGGAUAUUACCUCCCGGGAAGUCUGCAGGGUUGUGCGUAGGCAUUGUAGCUUUGAACGCGCUGACGACCCCGUCCUCUACUUGAAGGACAGUGAAAAACGUGUUCGUGCCGAGGAAGUAAAAAAACUUUUCGCGGUGAUCAAACGGUCACUCUUUCACAUAUUGGUAGUGGAUGCUGAAGCGAAGAAGGUAGCAGAGUGCGUUCGGCUGUAUUCAGGGGAGGUGCCUUUCCCUGCAGCUGACGGGGAGCGCUCCACUACCCCCGAGUUGGUCGAGUGGCUCAAGAACAGUAUGUCAACGUACGGCGUACUCCCCAUAUUUUCGGUUCCUGACAAGACGGUAACAUUUGCUGUUGACCAAAAGCUAUUGAGGACUGCUUCGAAUGUGGAGCAGAAACAAUACAAGGCGGCCAACCGGGGGGACAACGUACGGAGAAAGAAGUAA
Molecule: messenger RNA, 3711 nt
Organism: Trypanosoma brucei brucei TREU927
Lineage: Eukaryota; Euglenozoa; Kinetoplastea; Trypanosomatida; Trypanosomatidae
Product: protein kinase, putative
Exons: 1
Coding region: 1-3711 (1236 amino acids)
Biological process (GO): protein phosphorylation
Molecular function (GO): protein binding; protein kinase activity; ATP binding
Source: RefSeq, a predicted model, not a curated record